Molecule: messenger RNA, 1782 nt
Organism: Aspergillus wentii DTO 134E9
Lineage: Eukaryota; Fungi; Ascomycota; Eurotiomycetes; Eurotiales; Aspergillaceae
Product: putative MFS sugar transporter
Exons: 3
Coding region: 26-1564 (512 amino acids)
Biological process (GO): transmembrane transport; carbohydrate transport
Cellular component (GO): membrane
Molecular function (GO): carbohydrate:proton symporter activity
Source: RefSeq, a predicted model, not a curated record
AGAUGCAGUGAAUUGAAUCGACAAAAUGGCACCGUAUUUUGGCCUGAGAGGGCCUGCCCUCAAUCGAGCGAUUAUCUGGCUGGUUGUCUGUCCGGCUUUCGUCUGUUAUGGAUACAAUCAAGGCGUCACGGGCGGCUUGUUGACGCUCGAGUCAUUUGCGUUGACGUUUCCUGAGAUGAACACGUUGACUACGACUGGAGCGCAGCGGCAUCAGAAUUCGACGAUCCAGGGCACUGUCGUGGCUCUGUAUACUGUAGGGGGCAUAUUCGGGUCACUCUCAUGCAUCUAUCUUGGCGAUCUGCUCGGUCGUCGUCGCGUCAUCUUCAUCACCUCCGCCGUCUCCAUCAUCGGCGCCAUCCUCAUGGCCACAUCCUUCGGUCUCGCCCAAUUCAUCGUCGCUCGACUGGUUCUCGGGCUGGGAACGGGCGGUUAUGUCGCUACCGUGCCGGUCUGGCAGGCGGAAAUCUCCAAGGCAGACCGUCGGGGCGCACACGUCGUGACGGACGGGAUCUUCAUCGGUGCUGGCAUCACCAUCUCGCUGUGGAUUGACUUUGGGUUCUAUUUCGUCACUGGCAAUUCGGUCUCGUGGCGGUUUCCUCUCGCCUUUCAGAUCGUCCUGUCUCUCGUCGUGAUGGUGUUUGUCGUGCUGUUCCCGGAAUCGCCCCGGUGGCUGGUCAAAAGGGGACGACAGGAAGAGGCACGCGAGAUCCUGGGGGCUCUCGCUGAUCUGGAUCCUCACGAUGAGGCUGUCAGCACUGAUAUCCGCGAUAUCGAGCUGUCGCUUGCUUUGUCUGGGUCUGGAUCAUGGAAGGACAUGUUCUCGAUGGGCGAGCAGCGUCUCUUCAACCGGACUGUUCUCGCUGCGACUGCGCAGUUCUUCCAGCAGAUCUGCGGCAUCAACCUCAUCACAUACUACGCAACGACCAUCUUCGAACAAUAUCUCGGUCUCACACCCCUGCAAUCUCGCAUCCUCGCCGCCGCAAUGACCCUCACCCAGCCCCUCGGCGGCUUCCUGGCCUUCUUCACCAUCGACCGACUCGGCCGUCGCGUGCUCAUGCUCUGGAGCGCAGCAGGCAUGUCCAUCUCCAUGGCCAUCCUCGCCGGCACAACCUCGGCAACACACAACACGGGCGCACUCGUCUGCGCCGUCGUCUUCCUCUUCGUCUUCGAAUUCAUCUUCACGGUCGGCUACUCGGGCUUGACCUUCCUCUACGCAACCGAGGUCGCCCCCUUACAGCUCCGCGCAGCAAUCAGCGCCGUCGCAACAGCAGCAGUAUGGACAUUCAACUUCCUAGUCGCCGAGGUGACGCCUGUCGGAUUCGACACGAUCUCAUGGCAGUAUUAUAUCGUGUUUGCGGUGAUCAACGCCGCCAUCAUACCCACGGUGUACUUUUUCUUCCCUGAAACCAACGGCCGCACCCUGGAGGAGAUUGAUGAGAUUUUCCUGCAGUCAAAGACGGUGCUCGAUCCGCCGCGGAUGGCGAGGAGAUUGCCCCGGAUGCAUAUUGCGGAUGCGCAGGUGGUGGAUGUCGAGACGAUCAAGGAGGAGAAGAAGGGUGGAUAGGCUGGUCCUUACUCCUUAAUGAUUUAUGAAUUACUUUACUCUUUGGUUCAAUGGUUAUCCAAAUCCUGCAAUACGAUAGUAACCUUCUCCUGAUGAACAUAUCACUAUCAGGUCAGGUAUAUUCGAAUGCUCCAGAUUAUCAGCAAUAAACCUUAUAGUUUCAUGUCCCCCUACAAAUAAUCAGCUGACAGAGCGUGUAAUGUAUUAUAAAGUCUUGC